Messenger RNA from Ceutorhynchus assimilis (cabbage seed weevil), 744 nucleotides. NCBI's taxonomy places the organism in Eukaryota, Metazoa, Arthropoda, Insecta, Coleoptera, Curculionidae. The record is from the annotation of a GenBank genome assembly.
GGUUAUGUGAUUAAAAAAGUAAACAAAAUCAAAUCAAAGCUGAAAAUGCUGUUGAAAUGCAUCCAAUGUAUUUACCAAAGAAGUCUCAUCCAAAAAUCCGUUCUCCGAACAUUCAGAACUUCAACAUAUUUGUACGAUGAAAAAGACCAGAAAAGAAAAGCCUUUUUGGAUUCAAUAAAGGCAAACCGAGCGAAAAAUAUAACAGAGGACAGUACUAUAGCAGAAAAAGAAUCCCUAAUUUCUCUAUUGAAUGUCCAAAAGGUUACUGGACCAAUUCCAAAGGGCUUUAAAACCAUAUACAAGUUUCCUCAGAUCAGAUACCUUGGUCUCAUAAACAGGCUCAAAGUUUACCAAACAUUAUUCACUGGUUUGACCAUAGUAGGAACUAGUUUGUUUUAUUUUUGUGGAAUUUUAUCUGGAAAUGUAGUUAUAUCUAGCACAGUUAUUGGUUUAGCAGGAUGCGCUACUUUAUAUAGUUUGGGCUAUGUAGCAGCAAGAUUUGUAGGCUUUAUCUAUUACAACGAAGAAACAGAUAGAGUAAGGAUAGCCUACGUUGAUUUUUGGGGCAGAAGGAGAGAUAUUGAAAUUCCUAGGGAUGAUAUUAUGCCACGAGCUGACGCACCUGUUGGCUUCAUAAACAGAGUAUGGUUUCCUUUAAGAAGAUAUUCAACUAAUGAAAUACUAAAAUUGCAACUGGAACAAGGAUUAAUAUUAGAUCAGAAAAUUUUAAAAAAGAUUUUAUAA